Lagopus muta (rock ptarmigan) is the source of this 1959-nucleotide messenger RNA. RefSeq names its product DMRT like family B with proline rich C-terminal 1 (gene DMRTB1). Gene Ontology annotation, cellular component: nucleus. Gene Ontology annotation, biological process: germ cell development; sex differentiation; regulation of transcription by RNA polymerase II. NCBI's taxonomy places the organism in Eukaryota, Metazoa, Chordata, Aves, Galliformes, Phasianidae. The record is from RefSeq and is a predicted model, not a curated record. Gene Ontology annotation, molecular function: DNA-binding transcription factor activity, RNA polymerase II-specific; RNA polymerase II cis-regulatory region sequence-specific DNA binding. The transcript has 4 exons. The coding region runs from base 161 to 1057 and encodes 298 amino acids.
CCCUGGCUCUUCUCCCCAGAACGGGGCAUUCCCCACCCCUGCCUUGGGCUCUCCUGCCACUCCUGCCCUGUUUGCUACAUUUGGAGGGAAGCUGGCCCUGCCCCAUAUAAGAGCCCUGCGGGGGGCUGGGUGUGCCAGAGCGGUUAGGGGGCUGCUGGAUAUGCAGGCCAGCGGGGCUGCAGGAGCAGCAGCGGCAGCAGCAGCAGCAAGCGAGAAGGCAGCAGCGCGGACCCCAAAAUGCUCCCGCUGCCGCAACCACGGCUUCGUGGUGCCGGUGAAGGGCCACGCCGGCCGGUGCCGCUGGAAGCAGUGCCUCUGCGACAAGUGCUCCCUCAUCGCCGAGCGCCAGAAGAUCAUGGCAGCCCAGAAGGCGCUGUGGCAGCAGGUGCCCGACGCCCCUGUCAGGGUGGCUGUGGGCUCCGCUCCCUCAGGGGAGGACGUCGCGGCCGGUGCCUCUGAGCAGAGCAGCCACGUGCGGGCGAAAGGCGGCCAUUCCGCCGUUGGCAGUGACAAAGGCACGGCACGCAGGGGUCUGCCGCCACCUCCUGCUGGCCCUCCCUUCUGGGACUACGCUCACUCUGCUUUUCCUCCAGAAUACAAGGUCAGCACAGAAUACAUGGAGAGAGACCCUGCAGGAGUGUAUCCUGCUUGUUCUGGGAUGUAUCCUUACCACCCAUUUCCCAUGGGAUUUGCCAUCAACCAGCCAGGCUGUAAGGCAGCACCGUCACCUCCAGGGAUUUCACUUCAGAAGGGUUUCCGACCCGUUCCAAGCAGCUCUGGACCAGGGAAUGCAGCUUCUUUGUCAAUUCCAGAUGGAGGUGGAGAUUUCCAUCAGGCGUACUACACUCCUCUGCCUCAGUUUGUCCCACCAACUUUUCUGCCAGGGGUUCAUUAUAUUCCACCUCCCCUGUCACUGAAUGUGUUUGCUGAAGCAGCCAAGGAAGCACACGGUACUGCAGCUGACAGCCAGGAUUCAGGGAUGGUUAGUGAACCUAGCCAACCAUCUUCUUCCCCAGAAGAAGCAAGCAGAGACCAAUCUGUAUGUUCUAAACAGUAAAUAGUCUGGAGAAAAGCUGAGUGGCAGGGAGCACUAUUUUCAUUAUUGAGGAGAGUGUUGUUAAUAUGAGGCUAGGGUGACACUUAGUUACUGAGCAGUCACAACAGCUAAAAGAAGGAGAUUAAUGUCUGCUCACUUCAUGAUCAUGUUUAGAGCUACCAGCCUCACAGCUCUGCUCCCUGGCAGUGUAAAACCCUUGUUUUCACUGCGUGAAAGAGGUUUUCCAAAGCCAAGGUAAAUUGCAUCCCCCUUAGGCAGAUGGAAGCAGGAAAGGAUUACGACUUUGAUUUCUGGUUUCUUUGCUGAAGUUGGAUGGCUCCUUGAUUUUUGGAGUGAGGUCUCCACACCAUGUGCACUCUGUGGCCUUCUCAUGUUUGUGACAGUAAUCAAAAAUUGCUGUGUUGUUUGUGUAUCAGUUUGCUGUAGCAGAAACUCGGUUCUGAGUAUUAUGGAAGAGUUAAGUGAUGUAGAGCCUGAAGACUGAGAGAGAAUGGGAAGACAGUAUGGGUUGCUGGUACGUAAAUCAGGCUUCAGGAUUUUGAGUGCCUUUGACAGUUCAUACGUUAUUGCAGUGCUGUUUAGCUCAGUACAGCUGAAACAAACAGUACAGAUUUUUUAAAGGGUUCACAUAGAACAGCUUUGUGCGUGUGGAUUGGAAGUACACUGGCAUAGCAAAGAUGUGAUGUCCUAGAAGGUAGGACAAAACACCGCUUAGAAUACCAAUUGGUCAAGGCUAUACAUAUCAUAAUUGUCAAUAAUACUGUUUAAAUAAAAAUGAAAGGUGCAUUCCUCUGCUGUUUUGCCUAAAGCAAGUGCUUUGUGUAUUAAGCGGAUGAAUUGUUAAUGUUGGAAGAAUGUUGGAAGAAUGUUACUUCUGGGUAAUUAAAAAGCUUUGAAUUGUU